Messenger RNA from Astrephomene gubernaculifera, 670 nucleotides. The record is from the annotation of a GenBank genome assembly. NCBI's taxonomy places the organism in Eukaryota, Viridiplantae, Chlorophyta, Chlorophyceae, Chlamydomonadales, Astrephomenaceae.
GCAGAAACAAGGUCAUACACCAACCGUUCUAUGCGUGUAAUGGAUCUGUAAGAGUUUGCACGUUUCAACCACGACGUCAAUGACUGAGUAGCCUAACUCGAUUUCCUAGCUAUACCUACCCAGUAUUUAAGAGUAUGUCCCACUUGUUUUUUCGUUUUUCACAUCCACCUCUGUAAAAUGAAGCUAAUUCACAGGAGCCCCUUUUGUUCGCAUAGUGUUUCCGGACAUCGCCGCUCACAAAAUGCAACGUUCUCUGUCGCCAUGCAAGGCAAGCAAAGGGCACCCUCGCUGCCGUCCUCCAACAUGCAUGUCGGAGGACCGCUGAGACAUACCAGCUUUGCACCUUUGGCGCCGAAAGCCAGACCGGCGGCAGCGGUAGCAGCAGCUCCCUCGGCCGCACCCGCCGUUGUUGUUUCUCUGCCAGCAUCCCAGCAAGAAGCCGUGGAGGCAGCCGUGCAGUGCCUCCUACCGGCCCUAGCGCCGCUGCUGGCUUCCAAGCCAGCAAAGGCAGCAAAGGGCUUCAGCGGCCCCUCCCGACCCGGCAGCACCUCCCAGCCCUCCAACCGCUUCUCCAUUGAAAUCCCCGUGGCUGACCCCUCCGCCCAGGCGGCCCUGGACCUCACACACCGCCUCAUCUCCACCACCUCCUCCUCACCCGCCCCCACCUCAC